Alligator mississippiensis (American alligator) is the source of this 1056-nucleotide messenger RNA. Its product is annotated as serine protease 55. Gene Ontology annotation, molecular function: serine-type endopeptidase activity. The transcript has 5 exons. Gene Ontology annotation, biological process: proteolysis. Bases 97 to 1056 code for a protein of 319 amino acids. NCBI's taxonomy places the organism in Eukaryota, Metazoa, Chordata, Crocodylia, Alligatoridae. The record is from RefSeq and is a predicted model, not a curated record.
GCUGGAGCAUGGCCUGGGGAGACGACCUCCCCGAGUCUGCAACAGCCUCAGCGCUUGGGACCCGAGCAAGGAGCACCGGGUUAGAAUGGGAUUAAAAUGCUGCUGCUUACCCUCUGGCUUCUGACGUCCUUCGUGAGCCAUGGCCAUGCAGACUGCGGCCUCAGACCUGCCUUCAAGCCACCCGUCGCGACCACGAUGAGAGUCAUAGGGGGCCGAGGGGCCCAGGCCGGCGAGUUUCCCUGGCAAGUGAGCAUCCAGAGCCACGGGAGGCAUUUCUGCGGAGGGAUGAUCAUAAGCAGCUGGUGGAUCUUAUCGGCAGCGCACUGCUUCGAGGACGAAGCGCCACCAGAUCUCACCGUGGCGGUUGGGGUGGUCAACUUGAAAAGCCACCAGAGAGAGAUGAAAAAGCUGGACAAGCUGAUUGUUCAUGAAGACUUCAACAAGCUGACUCUAGACAACGACAUCGCCUUGCUCCUGCUCGACUCCCCCAUCCGGCUCAAUGAACAUAAGGUCCCUGUCUGCUUGCCCCUGAUACAUGAUCUCCGCACGUGGAAGAACUGCUGGGUGGCUGGAUGGGGAACCACGGUUGCAGGGGACAAGACAAAAACCACCACCAUGCUCCAGAAAGUGGAGAUGCAGCUGAUCAGCCAGAAGCAGUGCGCCCAGUGGAUCUCGCAGCUGACCGACAACAUGCUGUGCGCCGGCUACGAGGAAGGAGGGAAAGAUGCCUGCCAGGGUGACAGCGGAGGACCACUGGUUUGCACCUAUGGGAACAUCAGGAGAUGGUUUGCAGUCGGCAUAGUCAGCUGGGGGCAGAACUGUGCAGAAAGACACAGUCCGGGAAUGUACACCAUCAUCAUCAACUACCUCUUCUGGAUACAGAAAAAGACAGCCUUGGAAGGGAAACCUUUCUUCCCCGAAGCAAAGGGGAACGCCACAAGUGCCAAGAUACUCCUUUCGGGGGCCAGGAAGUGCCCAGUGCCUCCUAAAUCUCCUCUCCUUUUCUUUAUCUAUUUUGUAUCAACUAUUUUGCUAAUAAACAUUUUCAAAUCCUAA